AUCAAAACAUCAACAAAGUGCCGUGGUUUGUACUUCGUUGGUCAGUAAUAUCAGAGUUUACUGGGUGUCCUAGGCAAAGAAACUGUGGAAAACCAUGGCGACUUCUCAGAAGAAUGGACACUCGGAAGAUUUAAACGAAUCCUGGGUGGAGUUGGGACCACGGGAAACAGACGGUGUCACAUCACAUUCAGUUCAUCAUGGUAACUUAGAAAAACUACUGAUAGAGGCUCAGCGGGAGUCCCGGUCUUCUUCACAACAAACCAGCACGGCCUCUUCUCUGAGAGGCAGUCCAAAAAGCCCCCAUAGUCCAAACAAUGAACUGGCUCCAAGUGAUUUCAGAACAAUCCAGGAGGAGCCAGGUACAGACUGGAUCUGGGAUUGGUCAAGUAUGCCUACCGCUCAGCCUCCAAGUGACUGGGGAAGCAGAUUUAAGCAUCCCAAGAAGAACCGUCUGAGUGUACGUAACACAAGAGUGAUGCAGAACGGAGUGUUUUGUCUGGAGAAUCUGCCAACACUUUUGCUCUCCCAUGCCGCGUCUUUCUUCCUAGGAGCUGCUGUAAUGCUGGUUUACCUGAAAAAGUACUGUAACUGGGCCACAGUCACACCAGCCACAAUGGACUGAUUAAUGGUACACCAAUAGGAGGGAACAACUGUAUGGCGAUGAGACAGUGCAAAGAUUUCUAUGUAACGUCAUGUGAAUACAGUUUCACUUUCCAUAUCUGGCCAUAUGUAAUUACUGAGCUUUUGUGACACUUGCCCAUCAUGUUCCUGAUGAUUGUGUGACAUGGAGUGUGGGGGUAUAAUUAACAGGUGCUCUCGGCAGUUCACUGAAAAAGAGAGAGGGGGAACUGAGUCAUCGAUUAUGUUGGUGAUCUCAAAAGGACUCGCAUGGGUGAAGAAGUGACUGAUACCAGUACACAUACAUGUACGUUCUGAUUGUAUUUGUAAUUCUUUUAAGAUGGUUACUGCUUUUAUAUAAUGAUCUGUGUUAUGGUUUAACUAGCAAAUCUGCAUUUGUUGCGUGUAUUUGGCCUGGCCUAGGUUUUACAGGCUUUAUAUUCCUCCGAUGUCAGUUGUUGUCAGUACUCCUGUGAAAUAUCAAAUCUAAGUUUGUCAGCAGCUUCGAUGGAUAAAGUAUAUGACAGCAAAAGAGACUCUUGGUAUUUGGACAGCGUGCAAAGCAGUGGGUUAAGACUAAGCCUGCAAUUGAUAAAAAAUAUAAAAAUACCUCAAAGAUUUUGACAUUUAUAAUUCUUCUGAUUGCAAAAACCAUUGAAAGUGCUUUAGGAAAUGGCAUACAUAUUUUAAUCUAUACACAUAUUUUAUUCUCUGUUUCUAUUACGGUAUUCUUUUUAUCUACGCAAACAAAAAAAAGCAACACCCAAUCUUUCUUCAGUUUUCUUGCUUUUCAUCUUGGUUAUUUUAUUUUUGAAGACACCAUAUAGUUUUAUAAUGAGUUUUUGAUUGAUAGUGUUUCCAAGGUGCAGAAAUCGCUUUGAAAACUUGUAGCUACAUGCUGGCAAUAAAUCUUGACCCGUGAGAUGCUAAUUACAUGUUCUUUUGUGAGGCUAUCAGUAUGUGAUUUUAAAGUGUAGUUUCUACAUCAUCAUGUUUAACUGACCUGUGAAUAAGCUGGAGUCACCAAACCUCCUUUACUAUACUAGUCACAGAUAGAAUGCAAUAUGAAACUUACAGUUUUCAGUGUACAUACAUGUACAUACAGUGCUCUUCAGAAAUCCUUUUGCUUUAAAUUACAGUCAAGGCCCUACAUGUGUUGUUUACCGUGUAAAUGUGUCAGUGCCAUUCCUUGUUUUUUUUUUUGUUUUUUUUUUGAUAUGUAAUCUGUUUGAUGCUAUUUACUACCUGUUUGGUUUUUAAUGAAUUGGGUGUGGACAAGGGAGGUAAUUGUGAACUGUCUUUGACUGCAGUAGCUUUUACUUCAAACAGAAUUACAUGUAUGUGAUUUGCACAAACCAAGAAUCAAGAAACGUGCACAUUGUAGUGGCAUUAUUUUAUCUACUGUUUACUUUCAAUGCUGCUAUUAUAUGAUAAAAUAUUAGUGACAGCAUUUAUAUGCUGUUGAAGCCUUACUGACAGGACGCUGUUGUUCUCAGUAGCCGGCAACAGUUGAAAGGGGAAAAAAAGGAGGAAGACUCUGAUACUGCAACAACCCUAUGUAAAAUCCACUACUUCCUUGUUAAGAAACAUAUUUCGCGCUUUUCGAAUGCUAGUGGUAUUUUAAUGGAUGCCUAGUUGACCCAGGGAAAAGGUUGUCAUUCUGCUAGUACUCACCAUGUAUGUGUAUGAAAAGGUUUGUUGGGACUAAUUGUCUGUGGAAAGGCUUGUGAUAUUAUAUAAGUGAUAUAUGCUGCCUUUUUCUGCUUGCUUUAGUGUAUUUAGAUUGUACAGAAAAUUAGAAGGUAACGAUAAAGUCUCUCUCAGCUUGUUUACACUUAUUUAAUGCCAUAGGUUUGCUAAUAGUUGUGAACUUAAAGAGGAGUAGCUCAGUGGAAAGGAGGUGGAAAAGGUCUAUUUUAUAUUCACUGUAUUGGUAAAGCUGCAGUUUGCACUAUUUCCAUUAGUGUUAUACAAUUUAGUGUACAUUGAAUAACAUAUCCAUGUGGCAGUCCACAUUAUUAAAAUACAUUGUGAAAUAAAGGCUUCCUAAUUUAGCAUUCAUUUUACAUAUAGGCUUCUGUAUAAUGUCUAUAAAAUUAACCUUUUCACCUCCUUUUGUAGAGAUGAGCUACUUUCCUCAAGCUUAUGUAUAUGCUCUCAUUUGCUUGUUAAUAAUACAUGUGUACAUCCAUUUUAUUGGGCAUGUAAAAAGUUUUGUAACAUUGUAAGUUACCUAAGAGCUGCGAAGUUGAGACAGCCAAAGUUUCAGUCCAUUAGGUUCAACUCAUAAAUCAGGGCCACAGCUACAUGUACAUGUAGGUUGAUUGCAGUGUUCCAUAUUGUUUACAUUUGUAAAUCUGACAAACUCUGUUAAGUUGAAGAAUCUGUCCUUAAGUAUGUCUCAUUGUGGACCUUAUUUGGAUACUGGUAUUCAAAGUGGAAGGUAUUGGAUACUGAUAUUGAAAGGUGCUGGAAAGCAGAUACAGUGUAGUAGUCUGAAAGGUGCUGUAACUUGGAACUGGAUCUGGCAUAUGGAACAGUGAUGGGUGCUGAAUACAGAAUACUCAGGGUUCCCAUGCCCAUUUGUGUGGAAAUAUAGAAAAGUUCUGGAAAAGCAUAGACAACAUGUAACUAUAUACUGCUGGUCUGGCAUAUAUUUAGCGAUUUGUGAAAUCUAGUGAUCGGAUUAUGUUUCAUUGAUCACUAUUGGCCUAUUGCACCAUGUUUUAAAUAAUAGUGUACUGCUUUCAUGAACAAUGGCCUGAAAAUAAAAAGAUAACGGUAUAAUCUGUAAAAGUCGAUUUUCAAAUUAAUGAAAGUGGGAACCCUGAAUAUUACAAGUUGAAAGUUUGGUAGAAGUUGAAUUGAUAUUUCUGCCAUUUGGCACCUUAUUGAAUGAGACAAGCUUUCUCCAAAACAUUGAUUGUGCUGUGCUUGUUCAUGCUCGAAGGACUAUAUGUACUUGUACAGUUGAUGGGAAUAUGUCAUGAUUGUGUAGUCAUGUACAUAUCCCACAUCAUAGCCUGUACUCCAAAUCAUCAUAACAUGUCUGCAGGGUGGAAGGGUUUACUAUAAACGUAAAAUGUGGAAUAUAUUAGCACGGUACGUCUGGUGGAUCAUUUUGUGUACUAGUAAGUUCAAGUAUGUUCAUAGAGUAACCAUUGUAUUGUAUUGGUUUAGUAAGCUAUAUGGUUUUUCAUUUGCAAUGCAUGUGUAUGUUACUACACUAUAGUGACUGUCUUAUAUCAUGUAGAACUCGUACCUCUCCCCCCCCCCAGGUACUACUUGUUAUAAUGUACAUGUGCAUUGAUUUAUUAAUUAAUAAUGAAAGUGAAAUCUUUCAACAUACAGUAUUCUAAUGAUUAUUUUAUGUUAAGACUUAACAAGUCACUAGAAUUGUUUUGACAUGUUAUGAUUAUUAUGGAUGGGAGAAAUAUGGCUGGAGGGUGGAAUAGAGAACUGAAUAGGACUUGCCUGUUCGUGGAUAACAAAAACUGAGCCAUUGAAUUGAUGCCGAUUCUGAACUGAGUGUGAAGGCAAAGUUGAGCUCUUCCACAUCAGUUUGUGUAUGAAUUACACACUUGAUUGUUUUUUUACUGAUGGCAUGUCCAAUGUAGUAUGUAUGUUAAGGUGAUUAAUGUAUGAACACUUCGUUGUGUGAAAUCUCCAGCUAUUAGUCUCCUUUAUAUACAAACUUCUAAUCAGCUGUUCAAACCAAUUCUGUAGUCAUAUAGAUAUUCAUUGUAAUUAAAGGUAUUUGAUUAAUUUA
This is a messenger RNA of Liolophura sinensis, 4387 nucleotides long. Its product is annotated as BCL2/adenovirus E1B 19 kDa protein-interacting protein 3-like. Gene Ontology annotation, biological process: positive regulation of apoptotic process; mitochondrial outer membrane permeabilization. Lineage: Eukaryota; Metazoa; Mollusca; Polyplacophora; Chitonida; Chitonidae. The record is from RefSeq and is a predicted model, not a curated record. Bases 95 to 622 code for a protein of 175 amino acids. Gene Ontology annotation, cellular component: mitochondrial envelope; mitochondrial outer membrane; nucleus. The transcript has 6 exons.